Messenger RNA from Aspergillus novofumigatus IBT 16806, 1168 nucleotides. RefSeq lists its product as uncharacterized. NCBI's taxonomy places the organism in Eukaryota, Fungi, Ascomycota, Eurotiomycetes, Eurotiales, Aspergillaceae. The record is from RefSeq and is a predicted model, not a curated record. The transcript has a single exon. The annotation marks the transcript as partial.
GGGCUAAAUGUUAGUUCCCAUGGCCGUGAACCAACCACUGGUUGCUCCGAGCCCUACGGCGGUAUAUUCAGCCUUACCAUCAGUUGGAGAGCGGACAGGACUGAAGUCAUGAACUAUAUUAAUCACGGCCUCCUCUUUCAAAUUUCCUGAUUCCAUACAUCCUCAAUCAAACUACUUUUUUUGCCUCUUAAGAUGAACUCCCAGAGAACGGCAUAUUUCGGCGCCACAGGCGGAUGUGCAAACGCAUGUCUGGCCUUCUCUCUCCAACAAGGGCUCAAAGCCGUCGCACUGGCGCGGACGCCCAAGAAAUUACACGAUAUGCUGCUGGCCCAAGGAAUCAGCGACGAAACCAUCAACGCAAAGCUGAUUAUUAUCCAAGGCGAUGCCACCGACAUCGCAGCCGUCAAGAAGACCUUGAUGUCCGGUGACCAAAGAAAGCUCGUGGACAAGAUCGUCUCUGGUGUUGGUGCCCGGCCUGUGAUGCAGCUUUCCCUGACCACUCCGAUCAAAAUGGAUAAUCAGCAUAUCUGCGAGCAAGCCAUCACAACCAUCAUCCAAGCGCUUGGGGAGAUAUAUGCCGAGUAUCCCGACGAGCGACUGUGCAAACCUGUCAUCACCGUUAUCUCAUCGACGGGUGUGGACGGUCCGGACGAUGUACCGUUUGGUUUCAAGUCGCUGUAUUCCGUCCUUCUUGCAGUGCCCCAUGAAGAUAAAAAAAAGCUGGAGGAGUUGGUCAAGGCCGAUGAGCUGAAGGAUGAAUCGUCUAAGGCUUUUGGUGGAGCAGUGAUUGUUCGUCCGUCAUUGCUCGUCGGAGACCAUCAAAUCGCUAGCAUUGGGUCAAAGAAGCUCCGGGUGGGAACAGAGGAGAGUCCGCCUAUUGGGUAUACAGUGCAUCGUGCUCGUGUUGGCCAAUGGAUUUUCGAGGAAGUUGUCACCAAGACCGAGGUGGACUGGGUGGGAAAGAUUGUGACUUUGACUUAUUGAGGAGGAUUCUGUAUGCUCUUGUUGUCAUCUGUUGUUUUUGUGAUACUCCGUUUGUUCUGCGCGUUAUGUUAUAUACUUAAAUUAGUUAGGAAUGUAUGAUAUUAUAGUGAUAAUUAGGAAUCUAAAAGCCUAUCCGGCCGACCAGGAGGCAAAGAAGCAUGGAAUAAUAUGUACUUAUAUGGAC